Messenger RNA from Knipowitschia caucasica, 1464 nucleotides. The record is from the annotation of a GenBank genome assembly. Lineage: Eukaryota; Metazoa; Chordata; Actinopteri; Gobiiformes; Gobiidae.
AUGGAGUCCUUACACUUUGAGGUUUCUCAUCUGAGUCCGUCUUCAAAGCCGCCGCAGAGAGGCCAGUGGUCCAACAAGCGGGAGUUUAUUUUGGCUGUUGUUGGAGAAAUCAUUGGUCUGGGAAAUGUCUGGAGGUUUCCAUAUCUCUGCUUUAAGAACGGAGGAGGAGUGUUCCUGGUGCCCUACGUCCUGUUUCUGCUCACAUGUGGGAUCCCCAUCUUCUUCCUGGAGAUGUCUCUGGGGCAGAUGACCGGUCAGGGAGGCAUCACCUGCUGGAGGAAGAUCUGCCCGCUGUUUGAAGGCAUCGGCUACGGAGGCCAGAUCAUCAUGCUCUACACGGUCAUGUACUACAUCAUCAUUUUGGCCUGGGCCUUGUUGUACCUCUUCUCCUCUUUUCAUUCGGAGCUGCCCUGGGCCAGCUGCAACAACACCUGGAACACAGUUAACUGCAUUGAUUAUCGACUGCAUCAAUCUGGGAACGUGUCACUUCCUGCAAACGCAACGUCGUCCGUUGAAGAAUUCUGGCAGAGACGCAUUCUGAGCCUGUCUGGGGGCAUCGAGGAGAUGGGUGCCCUGCGCUGGGAUCUGGCCGGGUGUCUCCUCCUCAGCUGGGUCACCUGCUACUUCUGCAUCUGGAAAGGAAUCAAAAGUUCGGGCAAAGUGGUGUACUUCACUGCCACAUUCCCGUACCUCAUGAUGGUGGCGUUGCUGAUCCGCGGCGUCACUCUGCCUGGUGCUGCUGACGGGAUUCGCUUCUACCUGUGGCCUGAUCCCAGUCGCCUGUCUGAUCCUCAGGUUUGGAUGGACGCUGCCAGUCAGAUUUUAUUCUCCUACGCUGUAUGUACAGGUUGCCUGCCUUCACUGGGAAGCUACAACCGGCGCAACAACGACUGCUUCAAAGAUGCCUUCACUCUGUGCCUGCUCAACAGUGCCACCAGUUUCUUUGCUGGUUUUGCCAUAUUCUCUGUGCUGGGAUACAUGUCGUAUGAGCUGGGAGUCAGCAUCGACACAGUGGCUGAGUCAGGUCCAGGCCUGGCCUUCAUUGCGUACCCUCGCGCUGUGGCCAUGAUGCCCCUCCCUCAGCUCUGGUCAGUCUUCUUCUUCAUGAUGAUCAUCUUCCUGGGACUGGACAGUGAGCUGCUCUGCUGUCUGCCAGGAGUCUGCCUCUGCUGCUGGAGUCUAGACCAGUGUGGACCUGGCUCUGGGCACAGACCACGGCCCACUCCCCACUCCCCUACUAUGGCCCACUCUCAUGCUAUGGCCCACUCUCCUGCUAUGGCCCACUCUCCUGCUAUGGCCCACUCUCCUGCUAUGGCCCACUCUCCUGCUAUGGCCCACUCUCCUAUGGCCCACUCCCCCGGUCCACACACCCUGAAGUGGACUCCUCCCUCACAGUCUGGAGGACUGUCCCAGCAGCACGAGGCAAGAGGAGAUUCCCAAAGACGUCAGCGAUUUUCCAGCUGA